AUGGCUCCGAGGGCAUCGAAGCGUCAGCUUGUAGCUACGUCUGACGGUGAAGUUGCUUCUGGUGUGAAUUUGAGAGAAACCGACACCAAUCCAUCUGAGAGAGCUACCAACCACGCAUGGGAAACACGCUUCGGAGCACUGGAGAUUCUGGCUGUGUAUACUGGGUCUGAGCAUGACGACGGAGGCUUACCAGGACGUGAAUUCGGGUUUGUAAGGUUGGUCGACGACGUCUUAUUUGGCGACACGGAUGAAGAAGACAGUAUCGAAGUGGAAUGGCUGGAGGAGGAGCGUCCAGCUGGGACCACUAGUGACGAAUUAGUGGCUGAUGAAAAACUAGUUCCCAAUGGUAAGGCUACUAAAACCAAGAAGGGGGGCAAAAAGGCCCGAAACAAGGGCAAAUACAAGGGCAAGCUCAGCGACGGAAAGAACGCGACCGAUGUGCAAACGGUGGGUGCUGAGCAACUGACGAGUGCGUCUGCCGGACAAACCAAGGUGUCUGGAGGGGAUGCAGAAGCCAAGCCAAAAGACAGCUACCUACUGCAGUACCACGGCGAUGGCUAUGGCUAUGCAUCCAUUGGCGCUAUCAUCUGUUCCGUAUCAGAUGUGGUCAGUGAAGAUAAGACGGGCGUGGUGAAGGUGCAGGAGAAAGCUCUGAAGUACGUGCGAGAUCGCCUAGAUGCGCAACUGAGUGACGACUACGACCGCUUUGUGGACGAGGCAAAGUACCCGGACUACACUCAGCGCAUGCGUGCAAGCGGCCGCAAACGCGUUAAGGUGGAGUUCAUCGCAGACAGCAAGAGUGACGGGGAUACGGCUGGUGCAGGUGGGCGCAAGGCAGCAAAGAGCCAGGGCAACCGCCUUGCUAGGUCGUCCAAGAGCCCAACAAAGCCUCGUACCAGCGGAGUGUCUGUGCGAAAGGGCAAGGCGGUGAAACGGGAGGACAUAUUGCAACCAAACUCGGAGGUGCAGGUGCAGCCAGACCCGUUUACAGUCAAAACGGGGAAGCUCAGUAUCUGUGGAGGCGAUAUCGAACGGUGUGGGAAAGAACUCAUACGAGCGUAUCGAUCUGGUGACUCUGCGGUGUUCAAAAAGCUGUGCAAAGGAAAGAGCACUGACGUGCAUUCACUGUAUGCCACUCAAAGUGUGGAUGUGCGCAAAACGGCUCUGGACUACGCCAUCGUAGCCGAGGAUAAGGCGGCUGUGGAUUUGUUGUGGGCUGCUAUGGCCGUGUCGAACCCCGUACUUGCUGAGCACCUCAAGUGCUCGCUCGUGACAGUCUCUACGGGAAAGCACACCAGCAAGUACGCAGACUACAACAGACGCAAGGUCAACAUGUCCCGAGGCGGCAAGGAGGGUAACAACGCCUUCGUUGCUGACCUGUCGAAUGGUCAGUACGCCAGUGACAAGUACAAAUGCCCGCCCAAUAACACCCAUCUAGUGGACCUUAUGUGCACCCAUGGCCCAGUUUCUUUGGACUUUUGGACCCAUCUGGACAAACUGAGGGAUGCGGAAAUGAUGAGUCAGCAAUUCGCAUCCGGCGCAAGCUUUGCGCCUGUGCAUGCGGCUGCAGCCAACAACCAUUCAGCGUAUCUGUCACAGUUGUUGGCUGUGGCGCCAGACAGUGUGCAGCUAGAGGACUCUCAUGAGGCUAACCUCUUGCACUAUGCGUGUGUGAGCUCUACAGGUCAUACACUGAAGUACCUGCUAGAUGGUAAGGGUACCGAACUUCAACGCAACAAACCCACACGCUUCGACAAGACCACCCCACUCAUGUGGGCAGCACGCGUGGCACGGGCACACAACGUAUCUCUCCUCUGCGCUAACCAGGACGAAACGAAGCUAUCCUCCAUGCACAGAGCCAUGAAUCGCCUGGGCUACACACCUCUGCACUUGGCCGUGGCUAGUUGGUGUAGUGGGCGUCUGGAGACAGUGAGAGCGUUGGUGGAGUGUGGCGCUGAGGUGGAUGUGCGUGCACACAUAACACGACAGAAUAAGACCACGCCACUGCUCAUGGCGGCGGCGAAGGGCGACCUUGAGAUGGUGCAGUUGCUAGUUGAACUCGGGGCAAACCCGGUCCUACGUGACAAACUGAAAAGGGGUGCGGUUAUACUUGCCGCCAAAAACGGACAUGCGCACGUCCUCUCUUACUUACUGCGCGUGGGAGUGGAUGCCAACGCACGCGACACCUCCGACAACACAGCCGCACACUACGCGGCGGCUUACGGAUGGCUCGAGUGUCUUAAGGUGCUGGUAGAUCAGGCUGAAGCCUUGCCGGACGAGCGCAACAACUGGGCAACCACGCCGGUGGGUGUUGCACUGAAGAAGAAUCGGUUGGCCUGUGCGGCGUAUUUGCUGCAGUUGGGCGAGAGAGUGGAUGUCAACAUUUGCGACAAGAGUGGGGAGUCUUUAUUCUGCACUGUCCUCAAGGUGUACGCCGAGGAUUUGGCCAACGUACCCCCAACCUUCAGCGGUGGUGGCAAGAACGCUCUAGCCGUGCCCUGGGUGGUGCAGCGUAUGUUGGAUCGCUCUGACCUUGACGUCACAGUAGCCGACGCACAGGGAAAUACAGCCCUGCACGCCCUCGCCUCGCGUUGCUAUGGCAACCAGACGGCCCGGGAGCGGAUUAUGGGACUGUACGAUGAGCUGCUCACGCGAGGGGCCAAUGCGUUGCAGCAGAACAACGAGGCGCAGGUGGCCGUUGGGUGUGUGUUAAAGCAGAAGACGUUCUGGCACACUCCCGUGGAGAAGUUGCUGAGACACGUGAAGCACGACAUCACCCCCGGCCCCCGAAGUGGCGGCAAUACGCUACUGCAUCUUCUUCUGAGCAAAAUUAUGGAUGCCACAUCCAGCGACAGCGGCAGCUUUAAACAGAUGUUCGGUACUUUGCGUGACACUUUGGGCGAGGACGUGUGCGGGCGAUGGGCUGAGACGGUUAACGAUGACGGCUACACUCCUGUACUGGUGGCGUUUGCUGCGGUACAGAAGAACUGGACCUCUUGCACACAUCCGUCUGUGCCGCUUUUAGAGUUUGUGGUGAGUGCUCUCCCGAGACACCUAGACGCGUGUGUGACUCGCACGGCAGCCUUCAGCGAUCUGGUUGUCAUGGCAACGCGCAUCGCGGCGACAACGGCGACAGAUUUCAGUCUGUUUGAGCGAGAAGGAGGUAGCGAGGACCAGAAGAAGAAUGGACGAUCAAACAACGCUGGUAAUCAGCGCCGUCGAUCAUUCUACCACUCAGAUGAUUCUGAUUCAGAUUCGUCUGGAGAUAGCUCAGACGCCAGUGACGCCGAGGAUGUCGACAGCAGCAUCAGCGGGUCUAAGCCAGGCACAGCACACACUCAGAUCAGAUGGCGUGUGAAGGACCAGUACACACCCCACGGCAACAUGAACGCGUUCCAUUUCACUACCUUGAUCCCAGAUGUGGGGUGGUGUACUGAAAUGUGUCUCGAGCUACUCAAAGCGAUCUCCAAGCCCAGAGCCAAGACACUACUGAACGCAAAAGCGGUACAUACCGGGACGACUCCCCUCAGCAACCUGUACAAGCUCACACACACACGCGAUUCAGCCGAGACCUCUGUGCGUACCAUUGCUCAGCUGAUGAAGACGUUGUGUGAUGUGGGUGCACAUGCUAUGCCUGUGUCUAACCCUUUCUUCGUAUCACUGGACGACGCCGUGGCUUAUCAGAGUGAGCCAGUGGAUGAGACUCAGCUGCUCAAGCGAAUUACGGCGUACCAGGCAGGCAUCGAUGCCAGUGCCAGUGCAAUGGACUUGGACGAGUCGGUAGAUAAGGAUGCAUCAGAGGAAGAGACAAUUAAAGAGGUCCUCCACACAUUCAUACUCAACAGAGAGAAAGCUAACAUAGCGGCCAUGGUACGCGACAAAACGCGCCGUCAGUUGCUAAGCAACCAGUUUAAUCCGCCGGUGCACUCGAUGCUCGCUCCAACCCUGUCUGUCAAAUCAGAGGUUAUCACUGAACUGGUUGUAGCGGAUGUGUGUCUUGAUCUAGAGAUAAAGAACCUGUCAGGACAAACGGCCCUGUUUGUGAGCGUGGCCAAUAAAAACAAAUGGUUCGCUGAAGCGCUGCUGAGCGCUGGGGCAGACGCAAAUGCGGUCAGCGAAGGAGAGACACCUUUGACCGUUGCGUGUGCCUUGGGCGACCUAUCACUCGUGAAGCUAAUGGUGGACAACAACGCAGAUGUGCACUACCAAACACCGCACAACGGCACCUGUCUACACGUCGCUGUGUUGCAACAGCACGAACAAGUGGUCCAGUUCCUGCUCCAAGCAGGCGUGGAUGUGGAGGGCAAGGACAGCCGAGCACGCACAGCCCUACACCACGCCGUGUCCAAGGUCAAAGGAGCCAAACAGAUGCUCAGGCCAAUUGAGGUCCAAUUACUCGAGGCAGGUGCAAGUGUAAAUGUCCAGGACAAGUACGAACGCACACCACUGCACUACGCAUUUGUCAGCACAGACCACGACAUGCAGUGUGACUUCCCGCCCAAGCCAGGCAGUAGUACGGUGGACCCCAUUGAUCUGUUGACUGCGUUCACAGCCACCAGUACAUUCAACCUCAGCACACGUGACAUGGACAACCGCAACAUUCUGCAUUUGGCGGCGGCUGUUGGCGCCACUGUGUGCGCCAUUUCAUUGGUCGAGAGAGACCCGACACUCGCCGAUCAGUUGGACUGCGAUGGCAACACACCACUCGCGUGCGCUAUAAUGAGUCAGAGGGCGCACUCGGCUAUUCUGCUGAUUAGCAAGGACGCCGGCCUGACCCAUCCUAUCCACAUAGUACGCAAAGAGUGGGUGGUCCAUAAGCAACCCAAGGCCACCCAAGUAGACAACAACCAAGCUGGACAAGCCAUCUCGUUCCCUCGUCCCCCCCAGCAACCCACCCCAAAACGGCAAAUACGUAUAGUAUCGAGAGAGACGCGCAGUCCACUUUACUGUGCACUGGAUGCGGGGGUUGAGUUCCAGAGUGUUGCCCGUUAUCUGCUGGCGCGUGGGGGUGUGAGUGUAGUGCAGGUGUUGCGAGAUCUGUUUGCGUGUGGUAAGUUUCAGUUGGCCCUGAAGCACAUCCGCGAGAGCCGCAACAGCGAGGAGUUGGCUGAGCGUGAUGCAGAAGGUAUGACAUUACUACACCGUCUGUGUGCCGCGAGUAGCUUCACACACUCUCCUGGCUUCGCCACUACCAUUGCACAGGCGUUGUUGGCCAAAGGCACGAUCGACGCCUCCGCUACGGACCACCGCCGCCGCACCGCGCUCCACGUGGCUGCCUUAUAUGGGCACGUAGAUCUCGUUAUCCUAUUGGUCGAGAAGUACAAGGUCAAUGCGGAUGCGACAGACACGACUGGGGGCACUGCGCUGUCACAGAUGUUGACAGGCAACAACCCGUCAGUGCACAUAGCCGCGUGUUUGCUGACACACUCUGCCCAGGGGGCGUCCAUGGUGAGCACUCCAUUAGUCAAUGCUGCGCGUGUGCACGAAGAACAGUUGAGUGUACACGAGCGCUUUACCGAAGGCUAUCAAUUCACCACUCGAUGUGCACAGACCACACACGAACGCACUGAUGUGGUGCAACGCCUGACGCAGGAGAAGGCCACCACAGCCAAUGCAGGUGACACGCCCCCUGGAGAUGCGGACCCCACAGACACCCCCACGGCUGAGUCCACGUGUUUGAUUGAGGCUGUGCGGUUGGGUGAUGUGGGUCUGGUGAAUGUGGUCAUGGCCCAUGCACAGCCCACCCACUGCGCACUGACUGACUCGCAGGGCUAUACGGCGCUGCACCACGCGGUCCUGUCCCGAAAUGUGCAGGUGCUGGACACCCUGUUGCAGUGGAAUAGAUUCGAUAUCGACGCACAAGACAGUCACGGGCGGACGGCCCUUCUGCACUCCGUUGCCAUUGGUUCUAUAAAUAGCGACUGGACUAUGAGCCAAUGCCUGCUGGCCUAUGGCGCCAACCCAAUGAUCACCCACACACCCAAUCAAAACGCAGCAAAGGACGACCAAAGCCUGUCUCCCAUUGGCUACGCGGUGCGUGCCAACAAAGUGCGUAUAGUGCAGGCGAUGCUCAGCGCCAAGACUCAUCGGAUGGCAAAAAAGGAACCGCAGUCGACCAAAGCGCAGAGCACGGGAUCGCUUGUGUGGGUUCGGUUUGCCGCCAGCUCAGCCGUUUGGACUCUGUGCCGUGUGUACACUGCAAAACAGUCUACGUAUCACGUCAAAGUGAUCAGAGACGAUGCAGAAGUACAAACAGCUGUUGAGCUACCUACACCAAUUGACCGCCACGGUGCGCUGGUGGAAGUGGCCGGCGCAUUCGUCCGGGCUGUGGAUGACCAGGUGGACAUCCUCACAACUGCGCAAUACCAGGCCCUCGUCUUUGAGAUUGAAUACGCCCGAGCCAAAGCUCAAGCCGUAGGCACUUCCAACUCUACGGAGGACACUGCAGCGGACAGUUCUAAAAAUAGCCUCCAAUUGAGUACCGAACAUCGGGAAGCCUUAAACAGUGCACUGUCUGUGGGCCAAAAGGUGUUUGUCAGCGAAUGCAAAGGGCUGCAGCUGCAUGGGGCGGUGAUCGCACACGCCAAUGGCAACGGCACAUACGAAGUACAGCUGUACAGAGGAAUGGUUCGCCGCUGUGACCGCAAACAGCUGCGACCCACACGCACCGACCUACUACUCACCCUGCAGACACCGCUGCCUAAUAAGGCAUCCCUUUUGGCGGGCCAUCCCGAGCGUCUGCUGCAUCUGUGCGUACACCCGGUAUCCUUCGGCUCCUACGACAACGUACACAUGCUUCAAACACUGCUGGACUGUGGAGUGGAUCAGCGCAUGUGUGAUGUGCUGGGGCGUACCUGUGCAGAGGUUGCGGCCAGGGGCAGUGCACUGGCUAAGGCGUUGCAAGUGGCAGACAUGGACGUAGAUGCUGUGCAGGAUGGUGACACUGAUAUGGCCGGUGCGUUCGUUGAUCUUGAAGGUGAUGCUGAGAAGCAGUUGGAGGCGCUACACAGCGCAGGCGCCGAUGGUACAGUGGAGGUGGUGCCCACUGUGAGCAAGGUGUGCGAGCAGCAGAGUGUGGGCUUACAGGUGCUCAAGUGCGGCCAAGAAGACACGGGAAUAUGCGCUUCUACCAGCGCGUACUACGAUGUCACACUCAGCAAAGUGGAUGUGCAGUACGGCACAUAUGGCAAAUACGUCUUCUAUCGCAUGCAAGUGAUUGUGGAUCCGGUGCAGAAGGUAUUCAUCCUACUGACCAAUUGGGGACGUAUCGGUGAGGAUGGCCUGCACCAAGAGACCCCAUUUCAGGACCGGGAGGGUGCAAUCAAUGAGUUCCGAAAGGUGUACAAAAGCAAAACGGGCAAUGAAUGGGCCAACCGAUCGCCGGAGAUGUUCGAGCGCAAACCCAAGAAGUACCAGAUGGUUCGCAGACCACACUCAAAGGUCGAGGAUCCCAGGAGCCUCCUACCAGCUAUUGAGGCGGACGAACACUUACCGAACCCAACACUAAACAAGCACGUGGCAACUGCACUAGCAGCCAUGCUGGAUGUCAAGGCUCUCUCGGCAGCUGCCAAGAGUAUUGGCCUGGACCAGGGGGGUCUGCCAUUGGGUCUAGUGAGUGUGCAGACACUCGCACAGGCCGAGCAAGUACUCACAGAUGUCAGUACAGCCCUCGACGAGUUGACUGCCGCGUGUAACCACCGGGAUAAGACAGUGGACGGUGUACGCACCCACUUCGAACGUGUGGCCAAGCUCACAAAUGAGUUCUAUGAGCUCAUGCCCAUGUCUGAGGGGGCCGGCGGAGCUGUGGAGGCAUUCUCCAGGAAGAACCACAAGACUGCGCUGGGCAAGGCCGUAGAGAUGGUGCGCGUGCUUAAGGAUCUGAGCGUGGCCAGACAGGUGUUGCUGGGAGCUAGGUUGCGAAGGAAGGAAUUGCACCCGUUGGACUAUGCGUACAAGGCCCUGGACAUGCACAUGGAGGUGCUACCUAUCACCCAUCCCGAAGCCCAAUGCCUACUGGCCUAUAUCGACAACACGUCCGAUGGGUAUAGCGACAUGGUGGUGAACAAUAUAUUCUCUCUGACCCGCAACAGUGCGGGUGUGUGUGACCCGACAGGGGCUGUAGGUAACAAGCAGCUGUUGUUCCAUGGCUCCAAGACCACUAAUCUGUGCGGCAUCAUCAAGCAAGGCUUACGCAUUGCCCCGCCGGACGCGCCCAGGACAGGCCUGGCAUACGGCAAAGGGGUGUACUUUGCGGAUCAAAUGUCCAAGUCUCUGGGUUACAGCUCGGUCCUACAGAACAACAACGCAAGCACUACUCAGCCUAGAGCUUACGUCUUCGUCGCUGAGGUGGCCGUUGGUAAGCUAUGA
Molecule: messenger RNA, 8367 nt
Organism: Sphaeroforma arctica JP610
Lineage: Eukaryota; Ichthyosporea; Ichthyophonida
Exons: 40
Coding region: 1-8367 (2788 amino acids)
Molecular function (GO): protein binding; NAD+ poly-ADP-ribosyltransferase activity
Source: RefSeq, a predicted model, not a curated record